CAUCCUCCGCCCCGGCCCCGGGGACAUUUCUUUAGGCCUCUUUUCGGGUCUCCCGGAAGAGCCACCCGCAGAUGCUCACAGACGCUUCUGGAGAAAGGGAAGCGGCUCUUGUGUGACUGCGCGAGCGCCCCGGGGCGGGUCCUGGCAGGGAACCCACUCCUGGGCUUGGCUGGAGGGGAGGGAGGGGACAGGCGGGGCUGUCACUUCUCGAGUGUGUGACCGGCUCUGCUGGUUGUUUGAGAGGCUCCUUCACUUCGGCGAUUGCUCCCCAGCCAUGUCCGUGAUCUGGGUCCUCCUGCUUCUGAUAUUUGCCUCCAUGGCUGGACCAUCGUCUAAAGGUGAUAAUGCCCAAGGGACUGAAGUCGACUCUGAGACGCUGAAAAUGAGUAAGAAUAUUACUGAAAGGGAGGACAGGUGCCCUGAAGGCCAGCAACGUGAGCAUGCAUAUUGCUGUCAGCCAUGUCCUCCUGGCAAACGGAAAGAUGGCGACUGUACAAGCCCUGGGGGUGAAUCAAAAUGUGUGCUCUGCUCAGAGCGGGAGGAGUACACAGACAAGAGCCAUCAUUCUGAUAGAUGCAGAAGAUGUAGCGUUUGUGAUGGAGAACACGGCCUAGAAGUGGAAAAAAACUGUACCCGGACCCAGAAUACCAAGUGCAGAUGUAAACCAAACUUUUUUUGUAACACUCCUCUAUGCGAACACUGUAACCCUUGCACCACGUGUGAACAUGGAAUCAUUGAGAACUGCACACCAACCAGCAACACCAAAUGCCAAGGACCCAGAUCAUACUUACACGGCUUGUGGGCCAUCCUGAUCCUCAUUCCAAUAUCUGCACUGAUAUACAGGCAGGUGAAAAGAUGGCGCAGGAGUAAAGAGAAUGGUGACCGGAAAUCUAUAGCCUCACAUACUGAAAUAAUGCCAAUGAAUUUGACAGACGUUGACUUGAGUAAAUAUAUCACUACUAUUGCUGGACAGAUGAAAAUAACUGAAGUCAAAGAAUUCGUUCGGAAGAAUGGUAUCCAUGAAGCCAAAAUAGACGAGAUUAAGAAUGACCAUCUCCAUGACACAGCUGAACAGAAGGUCCAGCUGCUCCGUUACUGGUAUCAACAUCAUGGGAAGAGAGGCGCAUACAGCACUUUGAUUAACGGUCUCAGGAAAACCAAUCUUUGUGCUCUUGCAGACAAAAUUCAAGACAUAGUCCAGAAAGAUGUUACGAGUGAACACGAAAAUGCAGACUUUCAAAAUGAAAAUGAAAUCGUGGCCUAAAGUGAACAGCACUAACUCAGUUCUGAGAACGUACUAGGCAAUAGAAAGAUUUUUGUUUGAGUAAGUUCUUAAGAGCUGCAGGCUAUAAAUAUUGCUUGGGCUCUUUACUGGGUGUGUUUCCUCUUCUCAUUUAUUAGAUUUGUAAGGCUUAUAUAUUUACAGGCUUUGAGCAUCUCAUGAUUCUACCUUAAAGGAUGUUUAAAAUCUAGUUGGGAAGAUGGACACGGUUAAGAGUAAAUACAAUGGUGUGUUACAUAUGCAAGUAGGUGUGUACGCAAAGGACAAAAGGUUGAGAUCGUGCUCAAGUAUCAAAUGUAUAAUUCGGUAGUAUGAAUGUAAUUAAUGUGUGUGAAUACAAAUGCCUAUCCACAGGCUGACCCCCUUCCAUCAAUUAGCAGAUGGCCUCUUUUGUUGCAAUGUCACAACCACUGCCUCUAAAUUACCUCCCCAGCUCCACUGAUAAUUCUAGAGAUUUUAUCCUAUUUUUUUUAUAAACUUUGUUUACAGCUCUCAGAGGAGCCUAUUCGGGGACAGCUUGCAUACACAUCUGAGUGCAGACUUUAAUAAGGUACUACCUCGAAGAUCUUUGCACGGCUUAUUGGCAUUUCAUUGUGAAAUACUUCAAUUUUGAAUUCACAUAGAAAAGGCAAACUAAUUAUAAUGCUUGAAUAUACUUGUUUGCCAUUUUACUGGGUUGAAAUAAUCUGCUUUCUCAGGUGUCAAAACAUUUUGAUCAGGAAAGAAUUACGAGAGCAUCACCCCCUCUCUAUUUUCUCCUUGAUGUGCAUCUCGGUGGCCUAUGCACUCCCAUUCCUGGAAGUACUGCCUCAGAAACAGGUGACUCACAAAAAGCUGGGGCCGCCCUUAGAAACGUCUAGCUUGGUUCUGAGAGACCAAGGGCACUUAGAGAAGGUAGACAUGGGCAGACCCAAGUCUACCGCCAAAGCUGGUAAGGUAGAUUUGAAUUUUGCCCCGCCCCCCACAAAAUGUUCAGUAACCACCCCCCACCAUGUACUCUCUCUUGCUGCAAAAACAGCUUAUACAAGGCAAAAGUGAAAGCAUACCAGGUUUUAGGCUCUGCUGUGAUUUCCCGCAGCUUCUUAGACAAACAAGCUCCUCCCCUCACUACCACGUCUUGACUUUUACAUUUAAACACUUCUGAAAGUUUGUAUUAAAUGUGAAUUUAAAUAAAUACUAUUUAUAUUUGUAUAGUUGUAAACUGAAAAUAGGCAGAAGCUGAAGAAGAUACUUAGGACUUCGUAAAGAGCAUCCAUUGAUAGAAGAUUCUCUCCUCUUGCUUGUACGUAUAGAACAUAGGUAAAAAAUAUUUAAUUAAAAUCAUGUUUUUGGUAUUUCUGGUUAUCUCUUUUUUUUUUUUUUUUUUAGUGGGGGCUUGCUUUUUGUUUUUGUUUUCCUUUAUUUCUAACUAUUGCUAAAUGUAACCUGUUUAUAAAGCUUUAAUCCUUUCUUUGGUCUCUCAGGAGGUAUUGCCAUUUUAAAGCCAUUUUAGUAGUUAAAUAAUUCCCUGUUACUCCCAAGAAUACCCCUUCCAAACAAUAUCUAAUUAUUUAUUAUGCGAAGAUUUACUACGACAGGAGUACAUAUCAGGCACUGGAAGUGUGGAUAAGAAAGUAAAUAUUUCAAAGGGUUGGUUUUGUUGGUAAGAAAGCUAAAUAAAUAUUUUGAAAUAUUCUUUCAUGCAUACUUCCCAUUCUGGCUACUUAGUGAUCACUGGACUAUCUCUUUUUUUUAAAUUUAAUUUUAAUAAUGUAUUUUAUUUAAGUGAUUACUCCCCACAUAUUAUCAUCUCAAUAUGUAGUCAAUAUAAAAACUAUUAAUGAGAUAGUUUACAUUCUUCUUUUUCACAGUAAAGUCUUCAAAAUCUGGUUUGCAUUUUAUUUUAUUUUUUAAUUGAAGUCAGGUGGUUUGUAUUUUAUUUAUACUUAUAAGCAGCUGUCAGUUUGGACUGGCCACGUUUCAGAGGUUCAACAACCACAUGUGGCCAGUGGCUACAGCAUAGGUAGUUUGGGUCUAUCUUUGUUAGGGCUGGCAACCUGCACUCAAUGGCCGGUUUAGCCCUAUGACUAAAGUCCAGCACUUCCUGGGUCUGUUCAAUGAGGUCUUUUCACUCUGAUUGGUUGGAUCGUCCACAUCUCCGACCGCUAUGUCUGCUUUGUUCUGCUUACAGCAUCCAUAGCUGUUGUUUGCCUGGCUUUGGGAAAGUCCUCUCUCUGCAUGUGCACAUAGUAUGGGCCAAAGACUCCAGGGAAUUUCCGUACAGAUUUCUGGAUCUCUUUUGUGGGUAGCUUCCUUCUUUUCAGUACGUUGUUCUGAAAAUUCUGGCAGCCUCUGCUUCCUGAACUCCACCCUCUGCUCCUCCACUUUCACAUGAUGACUGUGCUCUUCUUAGAGUUCCUCCUGCCCUAGGAUCUGGAAGUUGCCUCUGGGCAGAAAGUCUGAGAGAUCAGAGGGCUCACCUCAUUAGUUUGUCUUCUCCAAGGGAUGGUCUGUACUGACAGUUGUCCAGUUUUCUAGUUGCAGACAGUUGGAGGGCAACUCUGGGACUAGUUAAUCUUCAUGGCCAGAAGCAGAAGUCCUACAGUCAGACCUCAUUUUAUUGAAUUUCACUUUAUUGCACUUUACAGAUAUCGUGCUUUUUACAAACUGAAAUUUUGUGGCAACCCUGCAUCGAGCAAGUUUCUUGGCAUCAUUUUUCCAACAGCAUUUGCUCACUUCAUGCACAUUUUGUUACACGGUGCCCUUUGACAGAGAUCAAGAGAGCAGAACAGAGCCCGUGGGGUUUCCUGUAGUCCGAGUGGUCAAAUGGAUCUGAGUUUUGUUAUUGGGGUGAAUCUUGAGGCCUACAGAUCUGGGAUUAAAUAUUUAUUUUUUCCGUAAUAGUAGAAACAAAUGUUUUAAUCUCUUUGAGCCUCAGUUUCCCCCUCUAUAAAACGGGAAACUUGUUUCAAUAUGUUGGGGGUUUUAUGAGGAUUAAAUAAAAUGCAUAUGAAGUAUA
Camelus dromedarius (Arabian camel) is the source of this 4280-nucleotide messenger RNA. RefSeq names its product Fas cell surface death receptor (gene FAS). Gene Ontology annotation, cellular component: membrane raft; external side of plasma membrane; CD95 death-inducing signaling complex. Gene Ontology annotation, molecular function: protein binding; tumor necrosis factor receptor activity. The transcript is spliced from 10 exons. The record is from RefSeq and is a predicted model, not a curated record. Lineage: Eukaryota; Metazoa; Chordata; Mammalia; Artiodactyla; Camelidae. Bases 275 to 1264 code for a protein of 329 amino acids. Gene Ontology annotation, biological process: negative regulation of apoptotic process; regulation of stress-activated MAPK cascade; activation-induced cell death of T cells.